GCCGAGGCCCCCGAGCCGUGAGAGCGCUGAGGUUUCCGUGCUCCCGGCUCCCUGGCUCGCCCCGCGCCCCGCCAGCACGGGCCCCAUGCAGCGCUGUCUGAGAAUCAUGGUGCCGGAGGAGGGGAGCUCCGGCUGCCCGGUGCCCCGCCUGUCCUGGAUGUCGGUGCUGCGCUCUGCCGCGAUCCUGUCUCUUACCGGCAUAAUGGCAUACUGCUUCCUGCGCGUCCAGCAAGGGCAGCUCGAGCCGCCUAAGCGGGACAUGGCUGAGCUGCAGCUAAAUCAUACAGGACAGCGGCUGGACCACAGGCUGCGCUGGCAGGGAAGUCCAGCCUUGGGCCGCUCCUUCGUGGAUGGACUGGAGCUGGACGACGGCGGGCAACUGCGUGUCCGGCGCGGCGGAGUCUACAGGCUGCACAUCCAAGUGACGCUGGCCAACUGCUCCUCCUCCACGCGGGCCGCCAGGCCUCCCAGGGCCACGCUGACGGUGGGCAUCUGCUCCCCGGCCGCCCACAGCAUCAGCCUGCUGAGGCUCAGCUUCCACGGAGGCUGCGUGGCCGCCUCCCAGCGCCUGACGCCGUUGGCUCGCGGGGACACGCUGUGCACCAACCUCACGCUGCCUCUGCUGCCCUCCGCAAAUGCUGAUGAGACCUUUUUUGGGGUUCAGCUGGUGCACCCCUGACUGUUGCGCCCCCUGGCCCAGAUUCGUCGGGAGAGUGUGUUUUCUCUCUUUUUUUUUUUUUCCUGUCUCUUGUAGAAGCUUUUUUUUUUUGAUGUAUCUCUGUAAUAUAGUGACGUAUAACAUCUGAUCGGUCUUCUUCCUUGCUGCCAGCUUAAGCUUUUGGAAUUUCCUGUGUGGCGAGCGCGGUCUUGGUGCCUUUUGCUGUGUUAAUGAGGUGACUUUGGGGAAAGCCCUUAGGUCACCUGGAGAGGUGGGAGUUGGAACUGUCCCUUCCCACUGGCCUGACCUCCAGGGAGGGGAGAGAGGCUGCAGACAGCUCAAUCAGCCACGGCAAGUGAUUUAACCAAUGGCAUCCGCGUCAUGCUCAAAAAUACAGAAGGAUGGGGUUAGAAGCUUCUAGACUGGUGAGCGAGUGAAAGUCCUGAGAGAGUGCUCACCCGUGGAGAAAACACCGAGUCAGGUUGAUGGAACAUCCCUCACCACCACUUCUGGUUAGGUGCUGCCUGACUCAUACUGGUUUUUGUUCAAAUAAAGUCUC
Molecule: messenger RNA, 1217 nt
Organism: Panthera uncia (snow leopard)
Lineage: Eukaryota; Metazoa; Chordata; Mammalia; Carnivora; Felidae
Gene: CD70
Product: CD70 molecule
Exons: 3
Coding region: 86-679 (197 amino acids)
Biological process (GO): immune response; tumor necrosis factor-mediated signaling pathway
Cellular component (GO): extracellular exosome; plasma membrane
Molecular function (GO): tumor necrosis factor receptor binding
Source: RefSeq, a predicted model, not a curated record